UAUGGCGUUAGCAGAUUUCAGCGGUCUAAUCAGUGAUUUGUUUACGGACAAUGAUUUUCCUCCAGAACAAUCUUCCCUUACGUAUGUGUAUAGUGGAGACGAUAAAUACGAAAGAAUGGAGUUUAUUCGAGCCAAGAACCAAUGCCCUAACCCAAAAUUUGUUGGGGUAGGCGGUUACUUAAAGAUCCACUUAGAAAAGAAGUUCUGGCAUGAUAGACGAUGGCUGAGAUUUCCUUUAGCCGUUAUUAGCCUGAACACACGUCUUAUGGAAAGGAUCAUACCGGGCCUCAAAGACUUUAUACGCAACUUUACUAAUAAUUAUACAGGUAUCACGACAAAACGUACGGUAAACCAUAGAGUUUGUCAAUGA
Dimorphilus gyrociliatus is the source of this 370-nucleotide messenger RNA. Lineage: Eukaryota; Metazoa; Annelida; Polychaeta; Dinophilidae. The record is from the annotation of a GenBank genome assembly.